AGAAAAAGGAAAAGGAAAAGAAAAAGAAAAGAGAAAAGUUCGCUCUUGCCGUUUCGUCGAUUCACUUCGUCGAGCGUGGCGCUUUAUUUACGAUAUCUCGCAGCGGGGUAACUCGAGCCAAAGAGAGCUCGUUAAAAGCGUCGAAACGUUGCCUCCGUUCGGAGAAGAACAACGACCACCGAAAUAAACGCGGCUCUCUCCUCCCCAUUGCCCGUUUAAUGACUCUCGCGCCUCGCUCCGGGAAUCUUUCACCUGUGCCCGAGCAACGUUGCACGCUCGAGCGGAGAGAUAAAGGAGAAGGCGGUGGUGGAGAAGGUGGGAAGACGAGAAGAGAGACGGCGAACAAAGAGGGAAAGAGAAAUUGUAUAUAGGGGGGGAAAUAGAGAGAAAGACGGAGGAGCGACGGUGAAAGAAAGAGAGAAGGACGCGAAAAGAGGAAAAAGAAGGAAUGGAAACGGUGGCAGAGAGCGGCGUUUUGCGGUAGGGUAGGGGAGUAGCAGCGAGCGAGGACGGUGGGCCUGUUUGGGACUUUGCUUACGUAGAAGGCGGAAGAAGCCGGAGGAGGGGUGAGUGUACAGCGCGGACGAUCGAGAUCGUGAGUAGGUCACUGGGACGUGGCUCGUGGCGGAGACGAGCGUGGCUCGCACCUUCAGUCAGUCCCCGUCGGCCAAGGUAACCACCUCUGGGACCGUGCAGUCGCGUCAGAGACAGAGCCACAAGUUCCUUUUUUCUUUAAACGGGAAAAGGAGGCACGCUCGCGCACUCGGCCCCGAUGACGAACGACCGACGAGCGUGAAUUAUCACUCGGGGUUAUCGCUUCGUGUGUACCCCUUGGAAGGCGUGCUUCGACCGGGGGGUUGACAAAGGGAUCACGCGCAACCACGCCAGCUUCUUUCCAAAGGACAUCGGUGGAUCUCGAACGCGAUAGACCAUAGACCAGUGUCUCUCUGCGAAGAAACGAAGGAUUCGAGAGAGAGAGGACACUCGCAUGAUGGAGAGGACGUGGCGGAGUAUACGGAAAUCGACUUUAAUCUUGUUGCUGCCUUUGCUUUUAGCUAGGGUAAAUUGCGAAGCUCCGCUGGUGGACAGUAGUGCACUGCCUUUGGAACACAGAUCGGUUUACGGGCCACCGGCGCAAUAUGGUCCUCCUGCGACGCACGGCGCCGAGGAAAAUUGGCCGUUGGCGUCUCCGGACACACCGCAAAUAAAACACUUGCAGGUGCAAUGCGAGAAGACGCACAUGCGAGUAAACAUCGAGUUCGACAGACCGUUUUACGGAAUGAUCUUCAGCAAGGGUUUCUACUCGGACCCGCAUUGCGUUCACUUGAAGCCGGGCACAGGUCAUCUGAGCGCGACCUUCGAGAUCUUCUUGAAUUCCUGCGGAAUGAGUUCUUCCGCUAACCAUAAUGCGGCGGCUUACGGAGCUCCGACGCCUUCCGGUAGUUACGUGGAGAACACUAUAAUCGUUCAGUACGAUCCGUACGUGCAGGAAGUGUGGGAUCAAGCGAGGAAGCUGCGCUGCACUUGGUACGAUUUCUAUGAAAAGGCAGUAACCUUCAGACCCUUCCAAGUGGAUAUGUUACACGCCGUUACCGCCAACUUCCUCGGCGACAAUCUGCAAUGCUGGAUGCAGAUCCAGGUUGGCAAAGGACCAUGGGCCAGCGAAGUCUCCGGCAUAGUGAAGAUAGGGCAAACCAUGACCAUGGUCUUGGCUAUCAAAGACGACGAGAAUAAGUUCGACAUGUUGGUGAGGAACUGCGUUGCCCACGAUGGCAAGAGAGCACCUAUUCAGCUGGUAGAUCAGUAUGGUUGCGUUGUUAGGCCGAAGAUCAUGUCAAGGUUCCAGAAGAUAAAGAACUUCGGCCCGAGCGCCUCUGUCGUCAGCUUCGCUUACUUCCAGGCUUUCAAGUUCCCCGAUAGCAUGAACGUUCAUUUUCAAUGCGUGAUACAAGUUUGUCGUUACAAUUGUCCGGAGCCAAAAUGUGGACAUCCUGGGCUCGAGUACGGUGCCCCUGCCACGGGUCUCACUCAGGAAUACGGUGCACCGGUUCAUCAGAACCUCGCUGCCGAAUAUGGAGCGCCUCCGGUACCCGAAUACGGUGUACCACCCGCGUUUGCCGAUCCUCGGCAUCCCAGUGGACCGGCUGGAGCUUACAGUGAGCAGAACGCGGAUGUAGUACCAGCACCGCAAGCACAAACCUCGUCUUCCUCGCCGAGUUCGACGCCGGGAGAUGCGACGGCCAGUAGCUCGCCGCAGAGCCCGCAAGAUAACAUUCACCUUCCUCCGCCCCCUCUUCCUGGUCAUCCAGCCGGGGCCUAUCAGACCGUGAAGAGAAAGGGAACCGCCGGUUCCGAGGAGCUCGAGGGUAACCUGGCCACCCUCGGAGGUCGACCGAGGUCGGUCGAAGGUUUUCCAGCCGAGCUUAGAGGUGCCAGAAGGCGAAGAUCCGCCGACGAACAUUUGCAUGACGAUGAUUCCAGUAUCUACCGCACCGUCACCUUGGUCUCGAGCCACGUGUACAAGCGAGCAGCCCAGGAGAUGACAGACGUGAACACCUCGAGGACGAUUCAGGUGGUCGCGCCAGGCGACGUGAACUUCGCCUUAGGCACAACGAAUUCCAGCAACGAUACCACGGUUGUUAUCCAAAACGCCAGCGCCUCGGCCGAUCCCGAGACCAUCUGCAUGAGUCUGCCUGGUUUCGUCGGUGGUCUCGUGAUGCUUCUUCUCGUAGUAGUAGUCGCAUCCCUGGUCGCGGCGUUUCUUUUCGUCAGGGUGCGCGCCGUCGACCGGAAAAAUAUCGUGGCCGGAAGCGGCUUCGUCCACGCGGCGUACGCGGCGGAUAACUGCAGCGUGCCGAAUCCAGAAUUCGUCAAGGUGGCCAACUGAGAUCGCGACGGCGAAAGAAAUUCGGUGAAGAACGAGAGAAAACGAUUUCUCGAGGAUGACCGAUCUCGAGGACGGACACCGUGCUGGAAAAUAUUAUUUAAUUUCUAUGGCCGAGUUACCUCGAACAUUCUCUCCGUUCUCCUCUGUCGUUCGUCCGAUUUUCUCUUCCGGAAUUCAGCUUCUUUUCCACAGGUCUCUUUCCUUAGUCGAAUCUUAUCCGUUGGUCGAUCGAACGUGUGCUUUUCUCUUCGAUCGAGUUCGCUUGAACGAAGGAACGGACGGAAUGUUUGGGUACCGUGUAAAUAAGCGCACUAGAAACGCGACUCCGCGGCAGACAGAACAAGAGAAAAGGAGGAUGAAUCAAAGAAUCGCAAGAACGACACGCAUGGAACGCGUUUCACCUGUCGCGAUCGUGCCUGUUAAUCCUUUCAUCGCCACGAAGCACCGCGUACCAUCGGCUUGUUCAAACUUUUAUGUUUACCUCGAUACGUUUGCAACGUAACCGCUUGCAACGAUCCGUGCAAUUGUAACGUACCGCGCGAACUACCUUACGCGAAAAGAUCGAUCGUACGAAGAUGGCCGUAUCGAUGUAUUUACGAUAUGCGUUUACGCGACUAACGGCGAAACGUUGUCCGAUGCGGGUCGUUCUAGGCCGGACCCCGUGGCACGUCAUGAUCGCGGUAAGACUAAGAAAAAGUAGCUUAAUCACGCGUUAAGGCGGUAAGAAUAAGUCGCGGCGUGCUACGAGGGUAAGGUUCGUCGAUGAUCGCCGGAGCAGUCUCGGAGGGCAUUGUAAAUAAGUCGGAAGUAGUCAGACGGCCCUACGCGAUGCGACGCGCGGAUUUCUUUUUCAAUUCCGCGUCCUCGAUCGCAAACUCUGUGUACGCUCGAUUAUUUAUACGUUUGUAUAAUUCGAAAGAUAUUCCUUCUUCCAACUUCGCUGUACCUCGUAUCUCGCGAGCCACGGGUUCUGCGUGUUUGAUGUUUCGCGCGACCGAAAGCCGAUGUCUCUAUCGGAACUCGUGACGAUUCCUUCGUACGUCUUCUUAUUUAUAUCGUUUUUCUUUUUACGCUAUCUCUAACUCUCUCUUUUUCUUUCGAUCGAUCUAACCCUAAUUUAUUUGUCGAAAUUACCCGCGAACAUACCUCUCUCCAUCUUCCUCAUUCUCUCAUCCCUUCUUCCUCGCCCUUUUGUCCCCCUUGUUCGCUUAGUAUUUAAGAUUUUCGAGAAAAGAAUAUUCCCUGGAUACGGGAAUAUGUUUCAAGUAUGUGUCUUAAGCACACGCCCGCGCUUACAAAAACACACGUACGUACGAAUGUAUAUGUAACCUACGAUGCAGACAGAGUUGCACAUGUACGCGCAUACGCGCAAGUAUAUAUGUGCGUGAGUUACAUCGUAUACAUUGUUACACUGGCGCGAAUAACGUAUACACUGAGACAAGAUUUGAUUAUUUCAUAAUUAUUUUAAUUACAUAUUCAUUUUUAUUUAUAUAA
Messenger RNA from Bombus pascuorum, 4381 nucleotides. It is a transcript of the gene dyl, whose product is annotated as cuticlin-4. The record is from RefSeq and is a predicted model, not a curated record. The coding region runs from base 989 to 2887 and encodes 632 amino acids. The transcript is spliced from 6 exons. Lineage: Eukaryota; Metazoa; Arthropoda; Insecta; Hymenoptera; Apidae.